GCUCGCCUUCAAUUUCUUCUCAUCUCUCCCGGAGUUUACCUGUAUGUAUUCGGGUCGGAUCAUCAGUAUCUUCUGUUCUUUACUCGGCCGGCACUGAUAAAAUUUAAAUGUUCAGUAUUUUUCUUAUGAACUGCUGAAAAAAGAAGUUGAGACUUUUGCUAGGAUCGGCGAUCGGGAGGUCUUGAUUUGUGUGUGUCCUGUGCUUCGAGGGGACGCUUUUCGAAAUUCAGAUAUAUAUUUCGGUUGCAUGGCCAAUGGAAUAACGAAAUGCUCAAUAGGCUUUUUAUAUCAAAUAAAGGGAAGUAAAAUGAAUUCUCUACAAGGACCAGCUGUUUGCCCGGUGGUUCAUGCUAAGCGUACAGGUCCAUACUCUGUUCCUGUCAAGCCUUCAGCCUUGGUGAAGGCUUCUAAAAUUCUUAGAAGUGAGUUCUGGAGGCUUGAUGGGAUCCACUGUAGGCAGGCUCAUUUUCCUCUGCAACCACAUUCGCGAAUAAGCAAGUUGAUUGCGUGCAGCUUCAGCUCAUCAUCAAAUGGCAAUGGCAGCAGGGCGGAGAACUUUAAUGAGAAUGAUGCAGAUUAUGUUAAUUCUAGUGUGGUUGAAGCUGUGGAAGUGAGGAGCAGCCCGGAUGGUUUCAUGAUCAAGAUGAGAGAUGGUAGGGAAUUGAGAUGUGUCCAUAACAACCCUCAGAGUGGUCAUCUUCCUGAUUAUGCUCCACAUGCAGCAAUAGUAUUGAGAAUGGAAGAUGAGAUUGGUCUUCUUCUCCCCAUCAUUGUUCUGGAGAUGUCAAGUAUGCUGCUCAUGGAAGCCAUAUGCGAUGUUCAAAUUGCCCGACCGACAGUGUACCAAGUGAUGAAGGACAUGAUUGAGAAGAUGGGCUAUGAAGUAAAACUUGUUCGCAUUACAAAGCGGGUACAUGAAGCAUAUUUUGCUCGAUUAUACCUCACCAAGUUGGAUAACGGAUGUGAGAGUAUAAGCUUUGACCUUCGACCUUCUGAUGCAAUCAACAUUGCUGUGAGAUGUAAGGUUCCAAUACAAGUCAACAAGCACUUGGCAUUUAGUGACGGCAUGAGGAUAACUGAAUCUGCAAAGCCAUUGAUGCAGGGCUCUUCAGACGGGUCACUGCUGACUGGGCUGGACAGACCAACUGGCCAGCCAUGCAUUGAGGCAGAGGAGUUUAUUCUUUUGCGCAACAUGCUGAUUGCUGCAGCAGAGGAACGCUAUAAAGAUGCAGCUCUGUGGAGGGACAAGCUCACUCAACUUCGUUCGAAGAGAAACUGGACAUAGCAGGGAGAUUCAUUUGAUAAAGCAAACUGUAACCAUAACUGCAUUAGGAUGAAGAUGAAUUGUGUGUACAUAGCUGAAGACAUUUGUGGGAUGGAUGUGCAAUUUGGCUACUUCAAUCACCAACCAUGUCCUCUGUAUAAAUAUGUAAACCAUGUGAAUGUAUAUAUGACUCUGUUUGUGUGUUUGUAUUGGUUGGCUGUAAUUCUAUGUAAUAAUUCCUUAAAAUUCCAUAAUUAAAAAAAUUCAGCAGGUCUUCAACCAA
This is a messenger RNA of Ipomoea triloba (trilobed morning glory), 1547 nucleotides long. RefSeq names its product bifunctional nuclease 2. The record is from RefSeq and is a predicted model, not a curated record. Gene Ontology annotation, cellular component: VCB complex; nucleus. Gene Ontology annotation, molecular function: nuclease activity. Lineage: Eukaryota; Viridiplantae; Streptophyta; Magnoliopsida; Solanales; Convolvulaceae. Gene Ontology annotation, biological process: protein ubiquitination. The transcript is spliced from 12 exons. The coding region runs from base 248 to 1285 and encodes 345 amino acids.